This is a messenger RNA of Carassius gibelio (silver crucian carp), 1742 nucleotides long. RefSeq names its product STING1 ER exit protein 1 (gene steep1). NCBI's taxonomy places the organism in Eukaryota, Metazoa, Chordata, Actinopteri, Cypriniformes, Cyprinidae. The transcript has 7 exons. The record is from RefSeq and is a predicted model, not a curated record. Bases 106 to 780 code for a protein of 224 amino acids.
CGCCCCUAGCGUCACAGAACCGUACAACGUCAUCACCGGGCGACAGGAGCGUAAACAAGCCACAGAUCACAUUCUGAAUUUAAAAAGAAAGUAAAGCAUUUAAAUAUGCCCAAAGUGGUGUCUCGAAGUGUGGUGUGCUCAGACACCCGUGACAGAGAGGAGUAUGAUGACGGAGAGAAACCCCUGCACGUGUAUUACUGCUUGUGUGGUCAGAUGGUCCUCGUUCUGGACUGUCAGAUAGAGAAAUUACCCAUGAGGCCACGGGACAAAGCCAGAGUGAUUGAUGCAGCAAAACACGCCCACAAGUUCUGCAACGUGGAGGAAGAUGAGACUGUGUAUUUGAAAAGAUCAGAGGGCAUCGAAAAACAGUUUCACAAAAAAUGUGGGAAGUGUGGUCUGCUCUUGUUCUAUCAGCAUCAGAUGAAAAGCACUCCAGCGACAUUCAUCGUGGAUGGAGCGCUGGUGAAGUUCGGCCAGGGAUUUGGCAACACAAGCGUAUACAGCCAGAAACAAGAAGCACCGAAGAAAGUCAGGGUUAUGAUGACAAAGCGCACCAAAGACAUGGGCAAGUUCAGCUCUGUUACUGUUUCAACCAUCGAUGAAGAAGAGGAAGAGAUUGAAGCUCGGGAGGUGGCAGAUUCUUAUGCCCAGAAUGCCAAAGUGAUUGAGAAACAGCUGGAGAGGAAAGGAAUGAGCAAGAGACGACUUCAGGAACUGGCGGAGCUUGAGGCGAAGAAAGCCAAGAUGAAGGGAACUCUCAUUGACAACCAGUUCAAAUGAAGAUUGUGUGUAAAUGAGAGAGACAGAGCAAAUGAAUGAGUCGUCUCAUCUAACUGCCGGAGAGUGUGUGUAUUUGUGCAGUUUUGUGUGUAUGGAAGAAGGAGAGUAUUGUUUUCUUUCUUUUUUUAUUACAGAUUUAUUUAAAUGUUUGAAUGGUAAAAAUGAUUUUCAUGCUAUUUUUCAUUUAAUAAAACAACUGAUUUUUUUUUAUGUCAGCUGGGAAAAUAAUUGUUGCCUUUUAUUAGAUAUAGACAUGUGCGGUCUAUAGAGUUUGUAGGACUUGAGUUUCUCUGACAUGUCAUUUCAAGGCUACUGUGUUUGUGUAAUGUUUGGAAUAGCGUUUUUUUCUUCUUCUCUCUGUCCUUCAACACAGCAUGUGUUCAUGGUCAUAUUCACACAUGUUCAGUUCAGUUUUGUGAGCAAGAUCGAUCAAGCAAAUCACUGGAAGUGCCAUGUGGACAGAACCUAGAGAACCUCUGAAGAGUGAUGAUCUGCACCUGCAGGAAGAAAGCUGUGUGUAUUUGUACGGCUGGGCCAGUGUUUCUCAGUCCAAUGCGGUCUGUGAUUAAUAAUCAGAUUCUGGAUCAGUGAACAGUAGAUGAGCAUUACUUCACACCUGCACAGACCCCAGUGAGACAUUGUACCUGCGCAGGUGCAGCUAACUGCCCCUCAUGCUGGUGGACAGGCACCAUACCACGCCAUCUAUAAUGAACCAACCAGCCGCUGCUGACAUAUGACCAGAUUAUGACCCUAAAUAAGACAAACGCAAAUGGUUUUGAGAACGGACAUGUGGAUUAUUAUCUGUGUCUGGUUGCACGUUACAUAUGAAGUCUUUGUCUUUUCAUAUAAUCAGUGUAGCAGUUAUGUAUGUUGUAAAUAGGAAAAGGAACAGAUGUAAAUGAAGGGUUGAUUUAAAUGUCUUCAUUAGAUGCUUAUUAAAACAAAAAUUCUAUUUUGGGAAA